AUGCGUUGUGGACCCCUGUGCCGAUUCCUGUGGCUUUGGCCCUAUCUGUCCUACAUUGAAGCUGUGCCCAUCCGAAAAGUCCAGGAUGACACCAAAACCCUCAUCAAGACGAUUGUCACCAGGAUCAAUGACAUAUCACACACGCAGUCCGUCUCCUCCAAACAGAGGGUCACUGGUUUGGACUUCAUCCCUGGCCUCCUCCCUGUCCUGAGUUUGUCCAAGAUGGACCAGACAUUGGCGAUCUACCAACAGAUCCUCACCAGUCUGCCUUCCAGAAAUGUGAUCCAAAUAUCUAAUGACCUGGAGAACCUCCGGGACCUUCUCCACCUGCUGGCCUCCUCCAACAGCUGCCCCUUGCCCCAGGCCAGAGCCCUGGAGACCUUGGAGAGCCUGGGCGGUGUCCUGGAAGCCUCCCUCUACUCCACGGAGGUGGUGGCCCUGAGCAGGCUGCAGGGGUCUCUGCAGGACAUGCUGCGGCAGCUAGACCUCAGCCCUGGGUGCUGA
Eubalaena glacialis (North Atlantic right whale) is the source of this 504-nucleotide messenger RNA. RefSeq names its product leptin (gene LEP). Bases 1 to 504 code for a protein of 167 amino acids. Lineage: Eukaryota; Metazoa; Chordata; Mammalia; Artiodactyla; Balaenidae. The record is from RefSeq and is a predicted model, not a curated record. Gene Ontology annotation, cellular component: extracellular region. Gene Ontology annotation, biological process: negative regulation of appetite by leptin-mediated signaling pathway; lipid metabolic process; positive regulation of p38MAPK cascade. Gene Ontology annotation, molecular function: hormone activity; peptide hormone receptor binding. The transcript has 2 exons.